UACUGACAUCUAGACAAGGUACCGUCGUCAUCGUCAAUUCUCGCGUCGUCGGCACCUCCCUCAGUCAGUUACCUCGUAGACCUUCAAAGACUAGGCGUCCGGACCCGGGGAAGCUUCAUCAUGAACUACAUUCAGCUGGAGAAGCUAGGCGAGGGCACGUAUGCCACUGUGUACAAGGGUCGAUCGCGCAUGUCCAACGAUGUCGUCGCCCUCAAAGAGAUCCACCUUGACGCAGAAGAAGGUACCCCAUCGACGGCAAUUCGCGAGAUCUCGCUCAUGAAGGAGCUCCGGCAUGGAAACAUUGUUCGGCUUCACGAUGUCAUCCACACCGAAUCGCGCCUCCUCCUCGUAUUCGAGUUUAUGGAGCAGGACCUGAAGAAGUACAUGGACAUUCACGGCGAAAAGGGCGCUCUCGACCCCGUCACGGUGCGCAGCUUCAUGUUCCAGCUCCUCAAGGGUACAGCCUUCUGCCACGAGAACAGGGUUCUGCACCGAGAUCUCAAGCCGCAGAACCUCCUCAUCAACAAGCGGGGUGAGCUUAAGCUGGCCGACUUUGGUCUUGCGCGUGCAUUUGGUAUCCCAGUCAAUACCUUUUCGAAUGAGGUCGUCACGCUCUGGUACCGCGCGCCCGACGUGCUUCUUGGCAGUCGCACGUAUAGCACGAGCAUCGACGUCUGGUCGGCGGGAUGCAUCAUGGCCGAGAUGAUCAGCGGUGUACCUCUGUUUAGAGGAAGGGACAACAAUGACCAGCUCAACCAGAUCAUCAGGGUCCUCGGCACGCCUGAUGAAGCGACGAUUCAGCGAUUGAGAAAUGACUCGCCCGAGAUUCAGCCUCGCGAGUUCCCCAAACUCAACAAGGUUCCUUUCCAGUCCAUGUUCCCAAAGGCACAUCCUCUCGCCAUCGAUCUCCUGGAAAAGCUGUUGAAGUUUGACCCUACGCAGAGGAUAAGUGCAGAUGAGGCGCUCAGGCACCCGUAUUUCACUACGAGCGUUGCCAUUCAGGGCGUUGGGAUCCAGCAACAGGCUGCCCAGGCUGCGUCUUUGGCGGCUCAGCAACAACAACAACAGCAGAUGCAGAUGAACAACAUGAUGGCGAGCCAGCAGGCACAACAGCACCAGCAGCAACUCUACAUGCACCAACAGUAGCUGAUGACGACCGCAACGAUGACGAUAUUUUUCUCACUCUCCGUGUAUUACGUUUUUUAAAGGAUGAGCUCCUUCCUCAGGCCUCGUUUCACGCACGCUUCCAAGAAGGAAGGUAUCCAGAUG
Acaromyces ingoldii is the source of this 1269-nucleotide messenger RNA. Its product is annotated as cyclin-dependent kinase 5. NCBI's taxonomy places the organism in Eukaryota, Fungi, Basidiomycota, Exobasidiomycetes, Exobasidiales, Cryptobasidiaceae. Gene Ontology annotation, molecular function: ATP binding; cyclin-dependent protein serine/threonine kinase activity. The transcript has 8 exons. The record is from RefSeq and is a predicted model, not a curated record. Gene Ontology annotation, cellular component: nucleus; cytoplasm. Gene Ontology annotation, biological process: protein phosphorylation. Bases 121 to 1146 code for a protein of 341 amino acids.